Molecule: messenger RNA, 2431 nt
Organism: Magallana angulata
Lineage: Eukaryota; Metazoa; Mollusca; Bivalvia; Ostreida; Ostreidae
Product: ankyrin-3-like
Exons: 7
Coding region: 8-1348 (446 amino acids)
Biological process (GO): intracellular signal transduction
Molecular function (GO): protein binding
Source: RefSeq, a predicted model, not a curated record
AUGUAACAUGGACAAAAUAUACCAAAUAAUUGAGAAGAACAAUAUUGUAAAACUUCAAGCCAUUUUAGAAGAAGAAAGAGGGACAGACAAUGUAAGUGAUGGAUGGACUCCUUUGACCUAUGCCUGUGAGAGAGGAAGAGAAGAGAUUGUUGACAUAUUAAUCGAGGACAUUAAACAAAAUGAACAAACUGAGAAAACAAGAAAGAUCAAGUUGAAAAAUCACAUUCACACGUGCACAAGUCUAGAUGACCACAAUCUGAAUGGAGAGACACCCCUGACAUGUGCAGCAAGAGCAGGCCAUGUCAAGAUAUGUGAGCUGUUAUUGGAUGAAGGAGCCUUCAUCAAUCAGACCACACAAUAUGUUAACCAGACUCCGCUACAUGUUGCCAUAGAGCACGGGAACACAGAUGUAGUGGAGUAUCUCAUCGGCCAGGGAGCUGACGUUCAGAUUGCAGACAAUGUAAACAUUUCACCCCUGUACACUGCCAUAAAGGGAGGUAACUCAUACAUAGUGCAUUUGCUAAUUGAUGCAGGGUGUGACGUGAAUUUGGGUAGUCAGGACCAUGCUCCCAUAUUCUUGGCUGCAAGACUCGGCUUGUUAGCAAUAACACAGAUGCUGUGUGAAGCAGGUUGCAACAAAGAUUUUGCAAAUAAGUAUGGUGUAACUCCAAUUGCAGAAGCUGUGCAGAAAGAUCAUAUUGACAUUGUGGAAUAUUUGAUUCAGCAUGGAUGUGAUGUGAACAAGACAGAUAUCAACAAUGUCAGUGCCUUACACAUUGCUUGUCAGAAAGGAAACUAUGAUGCUGUCCGACUCCUGUUGAAUGGUCGAGCAAAUCCAAUACUAAAGAACUCCAGUGGUCAGACAGCCUUCCAGUUAGCUAUAGAAAACAACAGAUAUGAAGUGGUGGAAUACCUAAUGAAUCUGGGGGCUGAUAUCUUGUCUCAACCUUUUGCUAAUAAAAGCUUGGGCAGCAUAGCUAAAGUGUUUGACCGUGGUCAUGUCCAGACAGCUGAGGUCUUACUGAGAGGGUGUCCCAAAUUACCCCUCCCCCACUACCCAGGGGUCACCGACAUGUUCUGCAACAACAUGGAGCUGAUGAAGAUGUUAUUUCUGUCUGGCAUCCAGACGAUUCCCGGUGUUCUUAUUGUCCCCCGACUUCAUCCCCAGCAUGUCAACCAGAAGGAGAUCUCUGAUUGGCUGGAGAACUUUCACAAAAACCCGCUCUCUCUACAGUCGCUGUGUCGCAUUCGAGUACGAAGGUGCCUUGGAAACACACUGUUUCUGAAAGUUCAGUCUCUGCCCAUUCCGCCCUAUCUUAAAGAAUUCAUAGCAUUAAAGCGCCUGUGAUAAAUAAUACAAGCAUGGUAUGCAAUGUGAUCAAUGCAAGUAUUGUUAGUGGUCAAAGACAGAAUUUUUAUUUUGUUGGUAUGUAUACCGUACUUUAUUCUUUAUUUUUGAAACGAGUCGUUUUACAAGUCUACCGGUAAAUACCAGUAGUAAGUAGGAUUGGAUAUAAUAUCAGCAGAGAUAUUUUUAUUAAUAAUAGAGUGUAAUUAUUUGAACAUGAACUUUAUUGGUAUAAUGUGUACGUUACUUGUAUGUACUGUAACAAGUAACCUGUAUGUACUGUAACAACAAAGUUACCUGUAUGUACUGUAACAACAAAGUUACCUGUAUGUACUGUAACAACAAAGUUACCUGUAUGUACUGUAACAGUUAAGUUACCUGUAUGUACUGUAACUACAAGGAUUCUGUAUUCUGUUUUCGCUAUCACCACUUUCUAGUCACUAUUAGAGAGGAAACACAUUUCUUACUGUGUGGAAUUUUAUUUGCAACAUGCAAAGAGUGUGAUUAAUCAUUAAAGGAUUUCUUUUCUACAUUCCACAUUCAGACAUUUGUUGUCAGUGUUAUUGUGUUAAAAUGAUAAAAAAGUAUAUUCUACUGUUUAUGUACCGUUUUUUUCUCAAAUGCAAUAGAAUAACUUAAUUAAUAUUUGCCAGUACAAAGUUGUAUAUAUUUCUUUUUAUUAAAUAUUGUUAAAGUGAAAUUUUACGUAUCAAUGAUUUGUUUAAGUUCCUUUAAAUUGUUAUUGUCUCUUUUAAACCACAACAUGUAGAUCUACAUGUACAUGUAUUUCUGGUAAUCUUGUCUUUCUAGUCAUACUUGUUUGUUAAAACUUUUUAUCUCUUUGUGUGAUUAAACAUUUGACCCAACCUUAUAAUUUGUUAGGGCAGAGUAAUUUAACAUGUUUAUGUUUCGACCAAUCCAGACCAAUACAUUGUAAUCAUGUUUUUACGAUAUGCUUUGUUUUCCAUACAUUUUCUGUUGCUUAUAUUUUGUAUUUGAUUGCAGUGUCACAAAAGUACAUGAUAAUGAACAUUUUAGUCAAGGAUUGUUGUGCAUAAAAAAUAAAGACUAAUCCCAAAUUAA